This is a messenger RNA of Epithele typhae, 660 nucleotides long. RefSeq lists its product as uncharacterized. The transcript is spliced from 7 exons. Lineage: Eukaryota; Fungi; Basidiomycota; Agaricomycetes; Polyporales; Epitheliaceae. Bases 1 to 660 code for a protein of 219 amino acids. The record is from RefSeq and is a predicted model, not a curated record.
AUGCUCUCUACCCACGGCGCACACCUGCUCAUGCGGCACACCACACCCUCGCUCCUCGCCCGCCUCGACGGCGACGACGACGACGUGUUCGCCUCCGGUGUCGGCCUCACCAAACGCGUACGGCACCUCGAAGAACUCGGUUCAUGUCACUCACCUCGCCCGGCACCGAGGCUCUGGCGUCGCUCGCGCUUCGCGAUCCUCACCGCUACAUGGGCAGGCGAGAGACAGCGUGCAGUGGCUUCGCGCCGCACCGCACGUAAGGCUGAGGAUGAGGCGCGUAUGCACCUCAGACCACCCCUCAUGGUCCUCACCGAUGGCUCUCACGAGACGCACUUGAAGCUCGCCGGUGCAGCUGUGUCUUCGACGACACACACACAUCAUUCGACCGUCUUCGAGGCCAGUCAUAUGUACAGGCUCAGUAAGGGCGCGGUUGAUCGCUUCCCGCUGUCCAAUCCAGCGGCGAAAGUAGGGCAUGGUCCUGCGCCAGGCGGCACGCACACUCCUGAUGGUUGCCUCUCCGCGAAGCCUGUCGGAAUGAUUCGGCUCCGGGAAAUUCGCGGCGCGUACGACCCGAUGAUUGCCGCUCCGCGAUCCUCACGGAAUGUUUCUGGGCUCCGGGACAUUCUACGGGCGACGGAGGUCCUUACGACCUCCGGUUAA